This is a messenger RNA of Dromiciops gliroides (monito del monte), 1610 nucleotides long. RefSeq names its product nucleolar and spindle-associated protein 1-like. Bases 13 to 1428 code for a protein of 471 amino acids. Gene Ontology annotation, cellular component: microtubule; mitotic spindle; nucleolus. Gene Ontology annotation, biological process: mitotic chromosome condensation; establishment of mitotic spindle localization; mitotic cytokinesis. Gene Ontology annotation, molecular function: microtubule binding. The record is from RefSeq and is a predicted model, not a curated record. The transcript has a single exon. NCBI's taxonomy places the organism in Eukaryota, Metazoa, Chordata, Mammalia, Microbiotheria, Microbiotheriidae.
AGACGCAUCUCGAUGGAUGAGAGCAACAUGGUCUUCCCUUUGGCCGCGCAGCUGGACUCCUUCAAGUACUGCGGGCUGCAGAGCUUAGUCAAGAGCGUGGGCCUCCGGGCUAACCUCCGGGGAGACAAACUUUUAAAAUCAUUGAAAGAACACUUUCAACAGGAGCUCAAGAAAGAAAAUGAGAGUCAGAAGGGUAAACGUAAUAUUUCUGCUUCCGUUCAUGAGGAGAUGGAAAUGCUUGAUGGCAAUGAAGAAAAAUCUGACCAGAAAACCAUGGUUGCAUCUGUCACUUCACCCCUGGGAAGAGCCAAAGUAGGCCGAAGAAACAGUGGCUCCAAGCAGGAUCAUUCAGAGAUGAUAGAAAGUGACCAUCCUGGGUCCCCCAGACAGAAAAAAUAUCAAAAGGAGGAUCUUUUAGCUGUCACAGAGGCCAGAAAGCCAUCCAAAGACAACCAAAAGAACAAGCAAACAAUUUGCUCUGAAGAAAAUGAAAUGGAAGGUGAUACUCUUUUAACUAUCCCUUCAGGAGGAAAGAGCCCUAAUGGUACGGAUGGUUUAUCCAAACCAAAGAAGAGGAAAACAAUAUUUACAGCUCCAAAUUUUAAGAAGAUUCAUGAAGCUCAUUUUAAGGAAAUGGAAUCUAUUGACAAGUAUAUUGACCAAAAAAAGAAGCGUAUGGAAGUCCUUAACAACUCAGCGAAGGAACUAAAGAUAUUAGCUAAAAAAGCUAAACUAACUGGAACUCCCCACAGUAAUUCCAAGAAAAGAUCAGCUAGCAUGAGGGUGAUAAGCCCAGUUCUUCAGAGAGGCAGGCCCUCUUCUACGCACACUCCUGUGAGCCCCCGACGUUCACUUCGUGCAUCUCUUGGGACUGCGAAUCAAAGUAUCUUGUGUCAGAAACUGUUCAAGCCAUCUACCCUCUCAACUAACAAAAUGAAUGUCAAGUUCUCAGAGGCUACUAAAGAUAAUGAGCAUAAACGCUCACUGACCAAGACUCCAGCCAGAAAGUCUCCAUAUCUGAGCAUGCUUGACACCCAGCCUAAAUGCCAGGCUAUCCUUGUGAAGAAUAAGGAAAAGGAAGCCAGUCAAGCCAAGGCUGAACAGACUGCAGCUGUUACCCCAUUCAAGUUUACAGCUGAGGCAGCACAGACUCCAGUCAGUAAUAAGAAACCAAUAUUUGAUCUCAAAGCAAGUCUUUCCCGUCCACUUCGAUAUGAACCACACAAAGGGAGGCUAAAACCAUGGAGGGAAUCUAAAGAAAAUAUGGCUCUGAAUGAAACAAAUAGAAUUGAUUUGCACAAAAAAACUUACAAACAGCCACAUCUCCAGACCAGAGAAGAGCAACGGAGGAAACAUGAGCAGAAAAGAAAAGAGAAGAAAGACUGUGUCCUUGGAACUCGAAGAGGACUAGUCAUGCUUGGGGACUAAUGAUGUGCCAAGCACUUUGUAGAUAUUCUUAAUUGUUAAUCUUUUAUGCUUCUGUAAAUAUUUCUAUAUUUGUUGGUCGUUGUAAAUUUCAUCCUGCCUGUCCUAACUCUGUUCUUACCCCCUGCUUGUAUAAUUGAUGGAUCUUUGGAGCUAUCAUAUUAACCUGCUACUAACCGCCAUGA